Molecule: messenger RNA, 288 nt
Organism: Orycteropus afer afer
Lineage: Eukaryota; Metazoa; Chordata; Mammalia; Tubulidentata; Orycteropodidae
Gene: SCGB1C1
Product: secretoglobin family 1C member 1
Exons: 3
Coding region: 1-288 (95 amino acids)
Source: RefSeq, a predicted model, not a curated record
AUGAAGGUCAGCACUGCCUUCCUGCUGGCAGCCCUCACCUUGAUCUGCGUCUGCGGGCUGGCCGAAGGGGAGGACAACAAUGAAUUUUUUAUGGACUUCCUACAAACACUGCUGGUGGGGUCCCCAGAGGAGCUCUACGAGGGGCCUCUGGGCAAGUAUGACGUCAAUGAGGAUGCCAAGGCAGCGCUGGGCGAGCUCAAGUCCUGUAUUGAUGGUCUGCAGCCUGUGCACAAGGCAGAGCUGGUCAAGCUACUGGUUCAAGUGCUGGGCAGUGAAGAUGGCGCCUGA